ACCAGCCCAGAGCCUCCCAAAACCAACAGCAACAGCACCAGACUAGAAGACACCAGCCCAGAGCCUCCCAAAACCACCACCAACAGCACCAGACUAGAAGACACCAGCCCAGAGCCUCCCAAAACCAACAGCAACAGCACCAGACUAGAAAACACCAGCCCAGAGCCUCCCAAAACCACCACCAACAGCACCAGACUAGAAGACACCAGCCCAGAGCCUCCCAAAACCACCACCAACAGCCCCACCACUAGAACAGAAGAGACCAGACCUGACACUACCAAAACCACCAAAAGAACAGAGGAACCAACAGCGGACCCUCCCACCACCACCAACACUAGGCUCCACGCCAGGACAAGCAGUGUCACCAAGAGGGAGCGGGUAUCCAACUCUUACAAUGGACCCCAGCCUCAACAUCAGUCGUUGGUGGCAGAUGUCAGCCUUACCCCCAGCCCUGGGGCCAGUGUUGGCUCCUCUACCAACUCCUCUCACUCAGUCUUGCCAUACGAUGGACCGGUAGUCUCUCUGAGGCGGGACGUCACCAUGGCAACGGCCUCGUCUCGGAAUAAGGCGGCGACCAGACCCACUCUCCGCCGGCCCCUCAGCCUGGAUGUGACGCCCCUGCGCCUCCGUGGCUCCGAGCCAGCGCUGGACCGCAGGGUCCUACAGCCCCCUUGGCGCAGCGCUGGUGGUCCCUCCACUGCCCCCUCGCCCCCAGCACGCUCCCUCACCAGCCCCAGCCUGGGCCCCGGAGGCUGGAUGCGCCGCAGCGAGAGCACCUGUACCGUCAACAACUCCUCAAUGGGCCUCCGGGCCACCAGGGGGCGUAUGCGUCCAGCCACCUCCCUUCCCCACAUUGCCCGGGGGUUUGGAGGGGCCUCCCCGCUGCCCUUGCCCUCCACACCGCGAGGCCCCUGUCUCCUUGUGGCCCUAAGACCCAUUAACCUAGACCAGGAGAGGCAGGCCUUCUUCCAGUCUGACUAUAAAUACGACCCCCAGUUUGAGUACUCGACCCCGGAGCCCAGCACUGUGCUGGAGAAAUACAGAGAUGGAUCUGACCUCUUCCUCGCACAGGCUGUUGGGAUUAUGGAGUGUAUUCUGAGGAAGUUUGGUAACUAUGAGAACUUUGAGGAAGUGACGGGAGGAAGUAUUUUACCAAAGAGUCGAGUCUGGGCUGCUGCACGCAAGUACCUGCAGAAGGAGAACUGUGUAGGAGAGGUGGUGGUGUGUCUGUCUGAGGAGCUGCUGUCCCAGGCGGUGAUGAUGGUGGAGAGUUGUCGUCCCACUCUGACUAUCAACCUGUCUGGAGCACGACAACACUGGCUGGAGGGCAUGCUCAGACAUGAGAUAGGAACCCACUACCUUCGAGGUGUAAACAACAGCCUCCAGCCCUGGUCUACUUCCGCAGGCAGGAAGCAGUAUGGCCUCAAACCGGCCAAUCCCACGGAGGAAGGCCUGGCCAGCCUGCACAGUGUGUUGCUACGGAAACAGCCCUACCUGUGGCGUGCCGCUCUGCUCUACUAUACGGUGUAUCACGCCACCAGGAUGGGCUUCAGCCAGCUCUUCAGCCACAUCGCUCAGUUCGUCCAGGAUCCGGUGGUGCGCUGGGAGUACUGCCUCAGAGCCAAGAGGGGACAGACGGACACCUCGCAGCCUGGCUGUUUCAGUAAAGACCAAGUGUACCUGGACGGAAUCCUCAGGAUUCUACGACAUCGGAGGAACAUCGACUUCAAGAUGCUGACCUCGCUAGGCAAGGUGUCGUUUGAGGACGUGGAAAGGCUACGGCACAUCGCUGUCCUCCGCCGGACCAGAAUCCCUCACUUCAUGCAGGACCAGGAGAAAUACCUUCAGCAUCUGGACCACAUCGUCACGGUCAACGAACUGAGCGACGCUCAGCUUAGAGAACUCCUUCCCUGACCGACCGACCGACCGACCUUCAGCUGAGCGCGCUAGAUCACCUGCUGGGCGUCAACAAAGGUGGCGAUUCAACAUGUAGAAUGGUCGGGAAAUGAAUAGAAAAUGGCGGAUGAUGUUCGGUGGUCAGAGGCGUUAAGAAUGGUCACCUGCUGCUAAUUACCUCUGGUCAGCGUGGUCUGUUUUUCCCUUGACUGACUCUCUGGUCUAGACUGGCCAUCCCAUCCUUGACUGACUGACUCCCUCUCGUCUAGACUGGCCAUCCCAUCCUUGACUGACUGACUCUCUGGUCUAGACUGGCCAUCCCAUCCUUGACUGACUCCCUCUGGUCUCGACUGGCCAUCCCAUCCUUGACUGACUGACUCUCUGGUCUAGACUGGCCAUCCCAUCCUUGACUGACUCCCUCUGGUCUAGACUGGCCAUCCCAUCCUUGACUGACUCCCUCUGGUCUAGACUGGCCAUCCCAUCCUUGACUGACUGACUCCCUCUGGUCUAGACUGGCCAUCCCAUCUUUGACUGACUGACUCCCUCUGGUCUAGACUGGGCUUCCCAUCCUUGACUGACUGCCUCUCGUCUAGACUAACCCUAAUCCUCCCAAGUGUCAUUCAUCACUCUGCUGUUGGAAAGCCCUGGAAAUGAAGGCUAGUGUCCGACAGACAGAGUGUGUGGAACGAACAGAUCAACAUUCAGAUCAUAUCUACUACGCUUGGAUCAUAUUCACUCUGUCUGAGUCCUAAACGGCACCCUAUUCUCUAUAUA
Molecule: messenger RNA, 2670 nt
Organism: Salvelinus namaycush (lake trout)
Lineage: Eukaryota; Metazoa; Chordata; Actinopteri; Salmoniformes; Salmonidae
Exons: 6
Coding region: 541-1914 (457 amino acids)
Source: RefSeq, a predicted model, not a curated record